CUGUGGGUAUUCCAAAGGCUCAACUCUCGCGUUAGCGUCAGUCAAGUUUGUGUGGCUUACGACAACAACCUUCGGAAGGAAUAGUACUCUGUGCUUAACGGCUUCGUCUGAAAGGCUAAUAAACAGCAAAUCCGUUGUAAAUAGUCGUACAUUUAUCUACUUUAACCGUUAUAACUAAACCUGUUUUAAUGGCCAGUCGAUCGCUUUGAAUGGAUUACAAUUUUUUCGACGGAAACAGUCCCGCAUUGCCGCUGACAGCGCUGUAUGCGCGUCCGAAUAGGAAAUUUGACUCCGAGCUUCGGGAGGAGUUAUUGCAAAACCAAGCUCCAUCUUUCAGGCAGUCAUCCGAUCUGUCAGCCGAGUCGAAUGGUCGCCCUGUAGCAGUGGAAAAUUUUUGGAACACGGAAAUUUCCAAGAAGGAAGGCACAGACCAUGGCAGUUUUCAGUUCACAAGUGCUGCUUGCCGUGGCGAGAUCAAGGGGAUCCUACUUGCUCUCCAAGGGCCAUAGCUGUGCCUCCAUCCCGCCGACGGCCUGCGUGCGCUACCACCUGGAGCGCUCCCGGCGCGCGGCGCUGACCGCGCGGCCGCCGCGGUGGACGCACCCCCACUGCGCUCAGAUCCGCGUCCGGCCCGGCUGCGUCCCGGCCCGCGCCCUCCACAGCUCCUGCCCCUGGCUCCAGGAGGCCCAGGAGGCCAAGGAGGCCAAGGAGAAGGCCGCGGAGGAUGACUCCCCGAAUAGGGACCCGGUCUCGGCCGGGUCCGCCCCUUCGCCGGCCGCGGACUCUGCCUCGGCCCCGGCCCCGGUCCCGGCCCCGCCCCUUGCCGCCGCGGCCGCUGCCCCCAAGGCGCCGGAGAAGGCGGUGCUCAGGAAGACCCUCAGGCAGAAGGUGCUGGAGGAGCUGAAGCACUACUACGACGGCUUCCGCCUGCUGGGGAUCGACACCAGCAUCGCCGGCAGGACGGUGUGGAGGCUCCUGCACGGGCAGCAGCUCACCAGGAGGGAGCGGAGGAGGCUGAUGCGGACGUGCGCAGACCUGUUCCGGCUGGUCCCCUUCACGGUCUUCAUUAUCGUGCCCUUCAUGGAGUUCCUCCUGCCCGUCUUCCUCAAGCUGUUCCCCGAGAUGCUGCCCUCCACCUUCGAGACGGAGUCCAAAAAGGAGGAAAAGCAGAAGAAGGGGCUGGCCGCCAAGCUGGAGCUGGCCAAGUUCCUGCAGGAGACCAUCGCCGAGAUGGCCCGGAGGAACAAGGCCCAGACUGGGGAGACGCAGAAGUUCUCCACCUACGUGCAGAAGGUGCGCCACACAGGGGAGCAGCCCACCACCAAGGACAUUGUGCAGUUCUCCAAGCUGUUUGAGGACGAGCUGACGCUGGAGCACCUGGAGCGCCCCCAGCUGGUGGCUCUGUGCAAGCUGCUGGAGCUGCAGCCGAUCGGCACCAACAACCUUCUGAGGUUCCAGCUGCUGCUGCAGCUUCGCACCAUCAAGGCUGAUGAUGAGAUGAUAGCCACGGAGGGCGUGGCUGCCAUGAGCGUGUCGGAGCUGCAGGCGGCCUGCAGGAGCCGGGGCAUGAGGUCACUGGGCCUGACCACAGAGCAGCUCCACCAGCAGCUGCAGCAGUGGCUGGACCUGCAUUUGAAAGAGAACGUGCCCCCCUCUCUGCUGCUGCUGUCCCGAGCCAUGUACCUGACUGACCUCACUCCCAAACCCCCCGUCAUACCCCCAGUGCCAAAGUUGGAGAAAGCGCCCUCCCCGCCGGCCGCAAGCGAGCCCCCCGUGCAGGAGAAGCCCAUGCUGGCGUCCCAGGACCUGCUGAAGGACCCCGCCCCCAUCAUCAAAGAGCGGAAGGGUGAAGAACUCCUGGAUAAGGCCUUCAUUUCAGAGAUGCCAUCGACCGAAGCACAGAUCAUUCAUGCGAAAAACGCGCAGAUGGUCCACGCGCCCAAGAAGAUGUCUGCCAACGGCAUGUGAGGGACCGCCCCGGGGCAGGACCGCCCCGUCCCGUCCCGUCCCGUCGCACCGAGAGGAGACGAGGGCGGGGGCACACCCUUCAUUAACCGAACCUGUUCAAGCUGCUAGAGGGAGAGAGAGAGGGAGAGUGAGAGAGACGCCCUUGGACGAGUUCUCCGGGUUCUCACCAAUGGGCUGACUAACCUUGACCCCGCCCCCAUCCCCCGCCCCUUCCCUGGAGGAGGGCGUUUCCCAGGAAACCAGAGGCUGGGAGGGCGGGGAGAAAGCCGCUCCGGUCUCCAAAUUGUCCACGACUGAUUCGGUCCUGCCAGACUCAGUGAGUGAAGCGGACGAGGUGCAUUUCCAUUUCCCACCUCCAGCUCAACUUCACAAAAAAAAAUAAAAAAUACAUUUAAUUUUUUUGAUUGGUUAUAAUUGGCUGCUACUGCUACUUUAUCAGUCAAAAUGAACAGUGGCAACAACCGAAUUAGGUGUUUUGGGGUCACUUCGUUCUUCUCGGAGAAAGAACGGCGACUUCCUUUUAAAACUGCCGUUGUUUGUAGCGCAACAGCAGCGCAGAGCGUCGUCCGCUUCACUCCUGGCUGCAGAACUGCACUUUGUAUAUUUUGUAAAUACACUGUACAUUGUUCCCGUCGUCCCGCGUGCCUCUGACCCCACGGCCUGCUGGGUACGGACCCGGCCGCGCAUCCCUGCUUACCGCGACCGCGUCCCUGCGAGCUCCAGAGCGGCGCGUCCAAACGCAAGACUGAGAGCAGCGGCGGCGGCGCGGCGCGAGGCUUCGACGGCGGCCAUUUUGCUCGUUUUGUUUUAUUUUUUUUAAAGAGUGCGGAUGAAUUCUCCUUUCACGGGGGAAUUUGAAGUUCAGUUCUCCAUCUGGAGAUUUCACAGUGACAUGAAGCAGCAUAGCCGCCCCCCCCCCCACCCCGGCCCCCCCACCCCAUGUUGUAGCUUUAGGCAGAUGCUGUCUGCAUCAGGCAUGUAUAUAAUUUGUUGUGUGCUCUUGCACACCUCCUUUAGGUAUACAUUUAAAGUAAUGAUUAUUUUUCGUUGAAAGUGACGCGUAGGUCUGUCAUAACUAAUAUGUUAAGGUUCUCAGAUGUAAAAAAUACUUAUAAUUUGAAGUUUACGCAUUGUCUGCCAUUUUGAUGCACUACAAAUUGACUUAAUUUAUCAAAAUAGACGGGUUCUGUCCAUGGCCUUUACAAAUUAAAGAAAAAAAAUGUAUUUAUUAGGAAAUUAACUUCAGACUUGAAUAUAUAUGUCGGGAGAAAUGGCAAUGCUGUACCGAAAUCUAGAAUCAAGUUUAAAAAUAUCAAGAUCGAGAAUGACUUGCAAACGUUCUUCACUAACCAGUUGUGCCACGGAGGGUAAAUUAGACCUGCCAUAUAUAUAUAAGUAUGUAUGUACUGUACAUGUCUCCUUGUGAAUUAUUGUUGCCUUAUUACUGGGAAAGCCACUGAAUAACAGGAGUCGUGCAGAGAUUUGUCCGUUAGUUUACAGUUUCCUGAGGAAUACGGUGUCCUCUUCAGGCCCGGUUCGUUGGGUUAGCUUCACUUGUCGUCGUUGCCGAGGCAGCCAUUUUGGAACUCCUCCUCCUCACGUCUGCUGAACGGCGGCAGCAGCCAGCAAAGUGAAGGCCUUCAGGUGACCCGAUCCUCUCCUCCGCUUCCUCUUUCGUCCCCGCUCGAGGGAGCGUGUGCGUUGGGAGAACGGGGUCACUCACGCGACCGACCUUUUCGAGAAGUCCUGAUGAUCCGGUGAACACUGUGUGCUGCACACGGUCUUUCUGCAGCGCAACAGAGUUAUUUUAUAAUAAGCUUUUUUUUUUAAUCCGAAAGAAGAGAAAAACAGUAUGUGCAAAAAUGUGCUAAACGAGGCACGCUCCUUUCCGAUCGGACCGCAGCGGUUUGAUUGGUCCUCACUCAAAUGCUUUAUUUUUGUACUUGAUUUUAAAGGUUUAUGCAAGUCCAACAGACUGCCUCUGUAAAACUGUAAGGUGCUUUCUCAGUUUCAACUUUUACCUCUGAUACUCCGGAAUGUUUCCUUUCCCCCCCCCAGUUCCUCAGCACUGCUGAAAUGGGGGGGGUCUAGUGUCCCCGUUAAAAUGUGUAUUAAAAAAAGGUUUGUGUGCGAUUUGAUUCAGCACCCUGGACCUUCAUUUGAAGGAACAGGCUGGCAGAUUUAUUUUCUGAUGUUUCCAUCUUUUUUUUUUUUCCAUUGUGGACCUGAGGUUGUGACUUUUUUUUUUUUUAGUGGACAUAUUUUAACGAUACAUUAUUUGUGGGUUUAUGAAAUCAAAUGCCAGCAAAUACAUCCGGAAAAACAAAGUACUGUUUGUUUUUUUGUUUUGUUUUAAAUUCAACUCCAUUUUGUUUUUGCUUUGAUCAUUGUGUGUGUUCUGUUGUUGGGUAACAGCCUAGACCUUUAGAAAAUGUUUGAACUGCCUUUUGAUCGCAGCUAUUCUAACUGUGGGACACACGGGAGUUUUUUUUGGGUGAUUUUGGCCUUGGGAUAACAUCUGUUAGCGCGUCUAAGCCUCAGGCCCGAAGCCCGUGGUUCUCCAGCAGCCCGCGGACCAUGUCUCCCCCCCCCCCAGCUGAGGCUUAGCCGUUCGGCACGGCGCGCACCACGCGUGCCCCAAAUACCAUCAGCUGGUGUAAGCUUUCAGGCUGCUGUUACGGUGCUAAGGCCCCCACUGUGUGGGAGCAGAGAUACACACCGUACCUUCUCACUCGCGGCUGUGCUGAACGCCAUCACAAGGCUGGUCCCUGGCAUGACACGACACGACACAUACGUGCAUUUUAUUUUUUUAACAUAACGUGUCAACAUUCUGUAAGUUGGUGAUUCCGAGAUGUUAACAGUGCUGCAGGAGAGCUCAUUUAAGCCCUGAUCUUGGGUGAUUUUCUCCGCGAACACACACUGUGGUUUAAAAUGCAGAGUAUGCACCAGCAUUACAUGCUAGCGAACCCGACUCACGGUUUCUACUGCUCUGAAUGGGCCCAUGCAUACUGGGGGAAGUUGUUUUUGGGAGGGGGGAGAAAAUUCCAUGGCAUUAAAACAACAAAUUCAUCAAA
Molecule: messenger RNA, 5042 nt
Organism: Anguilla rostrata (American eel)
Lineage: Eukaryota; Metazoa; Chordata; Actinopteri; Anguilliformes; Anguillidae
Product: LETM1 domain-containing protein LETM2, mitochondrial-like
Exons: 11
Coding region: 433-1968 (511 amino acids)
Biological process (GO): intracellular monoatomic cation homeostasis
Cellular component (GO): mitochondrial inner membrane
Molecular function (GO): ribosome binding
Source: RefSeq, a predicted model, not a curated record